AGGACUCUUUUACCAGACGGACAGGCAAAGAGGGCACUUCCUGUGGUGAUACCAUGGCAACGUGUCAACAACUGAGAAGCGAAGCAUUACCUGGCCUGUAAACUAGCUUCAGGAUGCCUGUCUACAUGAGAAAAAGCUUGCUGCAGAUCCCCUCCCCGUCCGAGGAGGCUUGCAGUGUGGAUGAGGAGGAGGCUUUUUUGAAGGACCCUGAACAGAUUCAGGAUGAGCUGCCCCAGCCUUUUCGGAUGAUCAGCAAGCUGAUAAACACAUUGAUCGACGAUGCAUGGAGCUCUAUCCAGAACAGAGCACAAAUCAAGCUUGCACAACAACUAAAGAAACAGUCACCAGUCUUAGAAGCAACAGGUCAAAUCCAGAUUUCUGGAAAGACCAACUGCCUGGCGAGCUCAGAUGAUGGUGAAUAUGUCUUUGCUGGGGUUUCUAAAGGACUUUGUGUAUUCAGUGCUUUAACUAACUUAGCUGUUUCCGCUUGGGAAGAGGAAGAUGUGGAGGUCACUUCUCUUUGUGUUACUUGUCUUGGAGGGCAAAUGUAUCUCAUUGCGACUGUGGAUGACAUGGGUAUUGCACGUCUCUUAGUUCAUUUUUCUAAUUUCAUCACAUUAAUCAAAGUCAUCAAUGAACCUGAAGAUUUAAGUAGAAGAAACCUCUGUACCAAGUUUGAGCUGUCAAGAGGAGGGGAUUUUGCAGGUGUAAUGUUGGAAGGCAAUGGGGAGUCUUGGCUGGAGGUCUACCGCUUUCCUAAAGAUUCCUGGCUUCGGGAGCUUGAGCUCGCGCAGACAACAUCACAAAAACAGCAAACUGCUGAUUCUCAAGAUGGCGUUUUGACAGAAACGGUACCUCAUAUUAGCAGUGUUGGAGAUUUGAAACUGUCCCCUUCAGUGAUUAUAAUGAAAAUCAAGCCACCAAAAUCCAUUUCAGGGACUUCUUUGAAAAGUCCAUUUGAAGUCUUACAAAAGACCGAGGAUGGCAACGUCAUUGGCUCAGGCCAAAACCAUAUGAUCAGCUCACGCCAGUGGGAAGAACAAGAAACCAUAUUUCAAAGUGUGUACAAGAAGUAUCUUGAUACAGUUGAAUCGAUGAAAACAGAAGAUAAACCAUGUGAAGGUACAUUUGACUUUCUGCUACCUGGAGGGUUGUUGCCAAUGUUCGGGGAAGUGAAAGGCCCGACAGGUGUGCCUGUUGCUAUAAGUCUGUGGUGGAGUGGAAAUCAUGAUCUUCUAAAGUAUCUACUUGUUAGGCCUACAAAAGACAAAAACGACAAAACAGAGGUUGAGCCCAAACCUGAUGUUGUGUGGCCCAAUGCACGUCCAAUUCUCUGUUCGGCGGUCAGCAGGUGCACCAAGUAUAUAGCUCUUGGGCUCACCGAAGGCUUGCUGACUGUAUGGGAUGCAUAUUUAGGUCUUCCCUUGUCAGUGCUUUCAAUCCCCAGGGACAGUGAUAUAAGACAUGUGCAGUUUAUGGAACCCCACACUGUCAAUAAAGAUAAUGUCACAUGUAGCACGUUCCAAGUGAACCCCAAAACUCAGGUCUUGGUAUCUUGCAAAGAUGGGGCAUCCCAUGUGGUUGUGUCAGUAAGAGGCAGAGACACCACUGUUACAAGGUUAACUGAAAGGUCUGAAGAUCAAAGUUCCCUCCCCAGUGCAAUACAAUCCAUACCUUUUCAACCCAAUUUGGUCCUUUUCAUGUCCAGGAACGGCACCAUAGCGCUCAUGGACAGCACUGACGGGGCCCUCAUCUGUAAUUUCGGGCUCCCAGCUUUACAUGCCUUGGCUACUCCAUGGGACCCAGUCUUUCUGCUGGACCCAGAGAGACAGUCCCUGUUCAUAAGAGGGGAUAUGAAACUGUCUCCUGAUGAGUUGUUGGAAGGGAAGGAAGCUGCCAGUUCACUUUUCAUUUUCAAUUUCAAUCAGUUUUCAUUCAUGGAAUCGUAUAGAGACACACAAACGAGCGUCCAGGCUGCCAAGCAUCCCGGAACAUGGGAGGAGAGAUGUGAGCUAUACUUACAAGAUAGGCUGCAUUCUCUGGGGGACAGGAAUAAAGCAAUGGCAGAGUGCUGGAACCAGCUCCAGCAGCAUGCAGCUUCGGUCAGGCAGAGGCAAGAGAAACACUUGAAUCGGACAGCAGUUACCCAAAGGUCUCAGGUCUCCUUUUAACAUUGUGGGGUCUAUUCAGUGGAUCUAAACAGUGUCAGAACUAAACACGGCUGUUGUUUGAUUCAUUAAAACAGGACCCUGGAUGUUUUAAAUAUGGUCAUGGUCACAGAAGUGAACACCUGUCACAUUGUAUACCCUUGCAAGCCUGUGCUGGCUGACAAGAGAAAAUGAAUCUCAGUAGCAGACCUUGUUGAACAAGUUUGAAUACUUGAAUACCUUUUUAAAAUGUAUACCUUUUUAAAAUGUAUAGCUUGUGUAAGUAUGCCCCUUUGAGAAUCUAUGUAGAUACCUCCUGCUGAAAGAAGGGAAGCAUUACAGCAGACUUUAAUCAGGCAGAUGUGCCAAGGAUUGCAAUAUAAAAUAUGUCUAUCAGCAGGGAUUUGUAGACUGAUCAAUAUUCCAGUGCACCUCUAAUCCUCUGCGGAAAGGUCAUUGCAGAAUCCCGUCAAGCACAUUUCUAAUUGUGAGCUUCUCAGCAAACUGCCAACCAUUAUCAUAAUGCAGCAUGCAGACUGCCCAAGAUAAAUAGGAUG
Acipenser ruthenus (sterlet) is the source of this 2704-nucleotide messenger RNA. Its product is annotated as WD repeat-containing protein 93-like. The coding region runs from base 114 to 2171 and encodes 685 amino acids. Lineage: Eukaryota; Metazoa; Chordata; Actinopteri; Acipenseriformes; Acipenseridae. Gene Ontology annotation, molecular function: protein binding. The record is from RefSeq and is a predicted model, not a curated record. The transcript is spliced from 18 exons. Gene Ontology annotation, biological process: electron transport chain.